Molecule: messenger RNA, 423 nt
Organism: Parascedosporium putredinis
Lineage: Eukaryota; Fungi; Ascomycota; Sordariomycetes; Microascales; Microascaceae
Source: the annotation of a GenBank genome assembly
AUGGGCAUAGGUAUCGGCGGUGAAUAUCCGCUCAGCGCUGUGAUCACUUCGGAAUGGUCAAGCACGAAGUCUAGGGGCAGAAUGCUCUCCUCUGUUUUCAUGAUGCAGCCUGUCGGGCAGGCUCUCGCCCAGCUCGUUGGUCUAUGGGUUCUUCUUGGUCGCGAAAAGAUGUAUGGCCUUCAAGCGAUGCAAUGCGGCUUGAACACAAAGUACGAGGAUGAAUGCAAGAGGAUCGUGGAUGGAAUCUGGCGCAUAGUUAUCGGGUCUGGCGCGGCUCCUGCGCUACUUGCUAUAAUCUUCCGCUUUUUCCUCUACGACUGCGGCCUUUACAGCUUAGAAGUCAAGAACAAGGCAGGCAUGGCGCUCAAGAACACGCAAAGAGUAUAUGGAGCUCCCCGGAGAGCGUUAAUGGCUUUGCCAUGA